Molecule: messenger RNA, 7580 nt
Organism: Myotis daubentonii (Daubenton's bat)
Lineage: Eukaryota; Metazoa; Chordata; Mammalia; Chiroptera; Vespertilionidae
Gene: STOX2
Product: storkhead box 2
Biological process (GO): regulation of transcription by RNA polymerase II
Cellular component (GO): nucleus; cytoplasm
Molecular function (GO): RNA polymerase II transcription regulatory region sequence-specific DNA binding
Source: RefSeq, a predicted model, not a curated record
GCUCCCGCCGGGGCUCCGGGAGAGAGGGAGAGCCGAGCCGCCGCCACUGCGUCCUCCCGGCGGCGGAGACCGGGCGCCCGGCGUCUGCGGCUGUUGGAGGAGCUCGCGGGGGGCCCCUCCCCGGCUCCGGCUGACGUAGGGGCUGGCGCAGGUGGGCUGAGCUGGGCCCCGCAGAUCUCGGUCCCCGCCGCGCGGUCUCUCUCCCUGCCUGCGAGGGGGAGGCCCCCCCGGAAAAUCUGUAAAUACCCCAGCUCCGUCUGCAAACCGGGGCGCCAGCCCAGGCCCCAGCGCCUCCGCGGGGCGUUUCACCGGGAAACCCGAAGCCUGGCCGGAUCCGCGCGCGGACGGGAGGCAGCUGGGCGAUCAGCGUGAGACCCGGCGUCCGCCCCGCUUCCUGCCCUUCGGGAGCCGCUUUGCGCGCUCGAACCCGAGCCGCGGUGCCACCGUGCGGGUGUCGGGCGGCGCGCUCCGCAUCCUCGGCAGCCAUGGCUCCGUCGCCGCCCUGGCCAGUGAGUCGGAGCAUGCAUGUGUAGGGGGCACAUGCGUGUCGGGGCCCACGCGUGCGCGCGCGCACACACACGCGCACAGGCACGCACACCACCCCGAGCCCGGGAAGGAGCCAGGUUGACGAGACGCUGCAGCCGCGAGGACGCCUCCUGCUCUUCCUGGAUCCGCCGGAGCCCCCGGCCGCAGCUGCCGCCCGCAGAGCUCGCCCGGAGCCCGAUGCACACGCGCCGCCCGCUCCAGCCUCUGGGAUGAAGACGGCCCCCCGAGGACUGCAGGGGAGGCAGCGCCCGCCCGCACCCGGGACUGCGGGCCGCGUGGCGGGUAGGCCCAGGGGGACCGGGCUGGGACGCUGUCAUCCCCACGCCUCGCGCUGAGCCGCCCCUCUGGCUGCCCGGGAGCCCGAUCCCGGGGCAGCCCCGGAGGCUGGGGCUUCCUUGUUUGUUUGGGUCUUUUGUGCCGGGCUCCCGGUUGGCUCAGCACUCCUGCGCUGAAUCGGGCCAUUGUCUGCGCUCCCAUCGCUUCCACGCUGCAAGUCUCGGCGCCCCCACCCCGCCCGCCCCCUCCCCGCCUCCUCCCGGCCGGGGAGCCUCCUAACGUGCCUUUCCCCCUGGAAUCUGGAAGCUAUAAGCCGGGCGGAUUGCAAAUGAAGUGUAAUGCAUUGUGGGACGUGUGUAAAAUCGGAGCCUUCGCCGUGCGGGGGUGUGGGGGCGUGGGGAGGGCCGGACCCGCUGCUGGCGGUGUAGACACCGACGAGGAGGGGCUGGGAAAAUGCGCGCCGUGUGCGCCCGGGUCGUGCCCGCCGUAGACGGAUGAAGCCGCACGCUGCGCCCCGGCACUGAGGCCCCAGGAUCGGGGCAGCAGGUCGCCCUCCGCACCAUGAAGAAGACCCGCAGCACAACCUUGCGGCGAGCCUGGCCUAGCGCGGAUUUCUCCGACCGGGCCUCGGACCGAAUGAGGUCCCGCAGCGAGAAGGACUACCGCCUGCACAAGCGCUUCCCCGCGGCCUUCGCGCCCCAGGCUUCGCGGGGCUACAUGACAUCAGGUGAUGUGUCACCAAUCAGUAUGUCUCCCAUCAGUCAAUCUCAGUUCAUUCCACUCGGGGAAAUCCUUUGCUUGGCCAUCUCAGCAAUGAACUCGGCACGAAAACCCGUCACCCAAGAGGCCCUGAUGGAGCACCUGACCACGUGCUUCCCAGGUGUCCCCACCCCCAGCCAGGAGAUCCUGCGGCACACCCUCAACACGCUGGUGCGCGAGCGGAAGAUCUACCCCACCCCGGAGGGCUACUUCAUCGUGACCCCGCAGACGUACUUCAUCACCCCGUCCCUCAUAAGGACUAACAGCAAGUGGUACCACUUGGACGAGCGGAUACCCGACCGGUCUCAGUGCACCUCUCCCCAGCCCGGAACCAUCACGCCCUCUGCCUCAGGCUGCGUCAGGGAAAGGACCUUGCCCAGAAACCACUGCGACUCUUGCCACUGCUGCCGGGAGGACAUGCACAGCAUGCACGCGUCCACCCUGCAGCGGAAGCCUGCCAAGGACUGCAAAGACCCGUACUGCCCGCCCGCCCUCUGCCAGGUGCCACCCACCGAGAAGAGCAAAAGUACUGUCAACUUCUCCUACAAGACGGAAACCCUCUCCAAGCCUAAAGACGGGGAAAAGCAGUCCAAGAAGUUUGGGCUCAAGCUCUUCCGGCUGAGUUUUAAAAAAGACAAGACCAAGCAGCUGGCCAAUUUCUCCGCCCAGUUCCCUCCCGAGGAGUGGCCGCUGCGAGACGAGGACACGCCCACGACCAUCCCCCGGGAGGUGGAGAUGGAGAUCAUCCGCCGCAUCAACCCCGACCUGACGGUGGAGAACGUCAUGCGGCACACGGCGCUGAUGAAGAAGCUGGAGGAGGAGAAGGCGCAUCGGAGCAAAGCGGGCUCCUCCGCCCAUCACAGCGGGAGGAGUAAAAAGAGCCGGACCCAUCGGAAGUCGCACGGCAAGUCGCGCUCACACAGCAAGACGCGCGCGUCUAAAGGAGACCCGUCCGACGGCUCUCACCUGGACGUCCCCGGGGAGCGGGAGUACGACUUCUGCGACCCCCUGGCCAGGGUGCCCAGGGAGGGCUGCUUCAUCAUCGAGCACAAAGGCGAGAGCUUCAUCAUGCACAGCAACCCCAGCGUGCUGGAGCCCCACUUCCCCAUGACGCCGGAGUGGGACGUGUCGGGGGAGCUGGCCAAGAGGAGGACUGAGAUGCCCUUUCCCGAACCUUCCAGGGGCAGCUCCCACUCGAAAGUGCACCGAAGCCACAGCCAUACCCAGGACCGACGGUCCAGGAACGAGAGGUCCAGCAAAGCCAAGGAGAGGUCCAGGUCCAUGGACAAUUCCAAGGGUCCCCUGGGCGCGUCCUCUCUGGGGACGCCUGAUGACCUGGCCGAAGGCUGCAGCCAGGAGGACCCAACCCCCAUCCAGCCCUACAUUGACGACAGCACGCUAAGGCCCGCCCCGACGGCCGCUCAUCAAAGGGCUCACCUUCUGUCCCCGAGCUAUAAAGAGGUGUGUAUUCCGGAAAUAGUCGGCGGCAGCAAGGAGCCGUCCAGCGCGUGCAGCCUCCUGGAGCCAGGCAAACCCCCCGAGAGUUUGCCGUCCUUCGGCGACCUCAAUUCUUGUCCGACGAAAACAGCCACGGACGACUAUUUCCAGUGCAACACGUCCAGCGAGACGGUGCUCACGGCGCCAUCGCCUCUGGGAAAGAAUAAAGAGGACCAGGACCCUCUGGCCCUGGCCGAAGGGGUGAAGAAGCUGCCCCUGUCGGACAGGCAGACCCCGCUUUCCUCCAGGGAGCCGGGAGGACACAAGGAGGAGUCGCCCACGGGGCCAGGCGGGGGCCCGGCUGCUCCGGGCGCGGCGGCGGAAGGGAUGGCCAACGGACGCCUCAUCCAGCAUCACGGCGCCGAGCCCAGCAGCCUGGACAAGAGGAAAGAGAUAUUCAGCAAAGACACACUGUUCAAACCUCUGCACAGCACCUUGUCUGUAAACAGCUACCACAAACCCAGCCUGUCCCUCCUCAAAGCGCACCCGAAGGCACCUGCGGACACGCUGGCGGGCCGAUGCGAGAAGCUGGAGCCGUCCCUGGGCACCGCGGCCGCGCAGGUCCUGCCGGCCCUCCAGCGCCAGCAGGAGCCGGGGGGCAACCAGGAAGCCUCUUUCGACUAUUACAACGUGUCUGAUGACGACGACUCCGAGGAGGGGGCCCCCAAGACCACCGAGGAGGAGAAGAACCGAGACGAUGUGGGCACCAUGCAGUGGCUCCUUGAAAGGGAGAAGGAGCGAGACUUGCAGAGGAAAUUCGAGAAGAACCUCACCCUCCUCGCCCCCAAAGACACGGACAGCAGCGGCCACCAGAGGACCACCCACUCGGCACGCCUGGACAGCAUGGACAGCAGCAGCAUCACGGUGGACAGUGGAUUCAACUCCCCACGCACUCGGGAGAGCCUGGCCUCCAACACGUCGAGCAUUGUUGAAAGUAACCGUCGUCAGAACCCUACCUUGAGCCCGGCCCAUGGCGGCGCCGGCCCGGCCUUCAACUUCCGAGCAAGCACGGACCCCCCGACAAACGAAGCUGAGAAAUUACAGAAACCUUCCAACUGCUUGCAGGCUUCCGUGACGAGUGUGUGACCGUCGUCCGGCCUCCGAUCUCCGUCUCGUGCGACACAGCCAAGUUUACGACACUGGGACUGAUGUUUACAUCUUCGGAAAGACAAGCAUCUCAACCACAGUUUUGGUGUUUACUUAAACUGUGCUGCUAAGUAGGCUAGAGCAAAACACAAAAGUCUUUCUUUCAGAGUAUUGCUUUUUCCCAUGUAUGGCUCUGUAGCAACAGAAUAGCAGUAGGGGUGAUAUGUACACUUUUGCUUCACUAACUUGUAACUGAGCACACAUAGGAAAGUCUAGACACUGUAAGUGUAAUCUGCAUUUCCAAUGUCAUGCCGUUGCCAACGCCAUUUUCAAAUGCCACAGGUGCGUGUUGCUCCCAGUCUGUGGGCAGAUGGUGCCACAGAACUGCUUCUUGACACCUCCAAACAAACAAACAAAAACAACGAAGCCACCACAAAUGUCCAAUGCCAGGGCCCGCGGGGAGGGAGACCCAUGCCAAACAGCCGAGGAGGGGCCCAGCCCCCGGUGUGUGAAUCGCUUAGGCACCCGUCAUUUCCUCACUGUGAGUUUUCGUGGCGCGAGGUUGCAGGAGCCCGUGGAAGUGUGUCCGAAGGGGUCGGGAUGGAGAUCCUGGGAGUGCGUGUCGUCAGGAUUUUGUUUUUCAGUGUCACAGAUGCUUGUCUGAGUGUUCACCUUCCGCAAUCACCAACAGGAAUAUAGGCCUUUGGAUCUGAAGUGGGUAGAAAGGCAGGGGCCCCCAGCCUGGCUGGGCUCAGCACUCCUGCUGGAAGAGGUAACGCAGACUCUACUCGUAGAAGAGGUGUGAGUCGGGAUCUGUGAGGCUGGGAAAGGGAUGAUGAGCCUAUCUUACGAUAAUAGAUACGAUAAUUAGUUUGUUUAAAAGCAAAAUGUUCUUUGUGAUACAAAUGAAGAGUAUGGCCUGGGGAUGUUAUUCUUUCUAAUGGAAGGACAUAAAUCUAUUUUAUGUAGUUUUAAAUAGAAUGCCUAAAUUAGGCGGUGGGAGAUAAUUUUUAGUGGUUCUAGGAAAGAGCAGAGAGUUAGGGAGAGUUGAACUUCAGGCCUUUUAUUCCUGGGAAGAUAUCUAUAGAGAGAACUUUAAAAGUAGUUUUUGAUCAGAGGUAUACAUGUGCCCAUGUAAUGAACAACGGAAUGUGCUCAUUCUGCAAAUGUGGUAUAAUUCUAGCUUGUACUCCCCUUAAAAUUGACCAGAAUAACCAUUAUGCAUACAUGAACUAUGCCAGAGUGAUGUUUACAGAGACUGUGUAACCGAUUUCAGGAGGCACGUUCAGGUGGAUGUGCGGCGAUCAGCCCAACUUACUGUGAGAUGGUUUGUUCACAUUUGGCUUUGGUUUCCAAUGUCACGUUGAAUGCAAAGAAGCCGGGCGGCAGCAGAGGGAUGACCAAUAGUCAAGCUUCAGCCUUCCGGGAAAGAGAUUUUCCCAGGGCCCUGCGAUUUAUUUUAUGGGAACAAUGGAAUCAAGCUGUAGGUAAUGGGAAAGUAUUUGCAAAAGGGUUACAGAUGACGCAAGUAAAUGGUCUGACCAAAAAAAAAAAAAAAAAAAAGGUUUAUUUAGUUCCAUGGCAUGUGAUGUUUGGAGCCAUAAAAUACAUAUCCAAAAAUAAAUCCCAGAUCCAGCCAGCGGCCUGGCGUUGGUGAAGCGCCCCUGCCCCGGGUUAGGCUGCAUCGGUGGCCCGUUUAGGGAAUGCGGGCGCAUACGCGGCCGGACUGAUUCUUGCAACAUGUGGGCGCUCCCUUGCGCUGCUUCAGAUAUUUGGAGGUUGCGUGGGGAACCGGACGCAUCGGGGCAGAGUAGGUUCCUUGUCUGUGCUUAGGGUGAAACCUAAGCACAUGCCUCGGUCAGCUCCCACACCACGAAAAGGCUCCCGUCAGUCGGCGUGCCGUGUCAUGCCUCAUUUCCUCCGAGGCAUGCCCGAUGGCUCAGCAAGGCACGCUGUCUCCCCGCUUAACUGUGUCCAGAAGGAAGGAUAGUGUCUCUAAGAGACUCCAUUCCGAGUCCGUUUCCUUGGGGAGCUGUCUACCGUACAGUAACUGAAUUCUUCUGUCUAAAUUCAUCCUCCCCCACCCAAAAACCCUGCUCUCAGGCGUUUACCAUACACUCAGUUCAUAAAUAACAUAACCAUUGAGACAGCCCACCCGCCUCCGGCUGAUCCUCUGAAAGUCGCCAUCAUCUGAGUCAAAGGCUGGAUGACCCGGAAAAGAAAGCACGACCUUUAGAAGCUUUAGAAUAGGAAUUUAUCACUAUUUCGCAAGAAACCGGUUUACAGAAGUCAUUGUUCCAAUAAAAUGUGUACACUUUCUGCCUGAUGCUAUGGGGUAAUUAAAAAAACAAAAAACAACUCCCUUAGACCGGCAGCCAUGAACGUAGAAACGAGGGACUUUAAAGGUGAUAUGAUGUCCCAGGUAGAAGCAGCCCCGUCUGAUCUCUCCAGGCUUCCCGAAGCGGGGAGGGAGGGGCAGGAAGCACGUUGCAGAUGUGACCCAGGAUGGUCCACAGCGAGGCUCUCGGGGUCCAAGCUUCGAGGACACCCUUGUCCUCCGGGGAAAUGCUAGCUUUGUGUCCAUGGCUGCGUAUAGAGGCUUCACUUAAGAGCUUGUCAUCCGAAAGGUUUACGGAAUCGAAUCCGGUUGAAUCUCUGUGUAGCGUUCAACGUUAAAGGGUCAGCCCACCUGUUGGCAUUUUGCACACUUAUGUAUUAUUAUGAUGCAGCAUAUUACUUUAUGGUAAUUUUUAUUUUUGCAUAUAACUACCUCCAUAAAUUUGAUGAAGUGGCAGCCGUGCGUUGGUGUGUAUCGGUCAGAAAAGCGGGGUCCAGGCCACGGCGUGGUGGGUGUGUGUGCGUGUGCGUGUGCGUGCGUGUGUGUGUGUGUGUCGGCGAUCGCCUCCGUGGACUCAUGACUUUCUCAUCGCCAUGGUUUCCUUUCACGGCAUUAUUUCACUUUCAGAUGUAAGCCUGUCUCCUCCCCUCCCCACCACAGUGCACUUGGUUUUGUGAUGAAUGGGAGGAAGUUUAAAUUUCUUGUCUCCCCCCCCUCCUCCCCAUUCUUGCUAAAAGUUCCCCCUGGCAAAGAGCCAAUUGGUAAACAUAACGUAGCGAUUUACUCCUAUGAAAAUCUGAUGUGAAUUCUAGGUGUUCAGUAACCGAAGACACACAAGAAAUGCGGACUGCGACUAGGGAGCACUCUGGUCCUCUCUGCUUUCACCACAUGCUGGCGUGUCACGCCCAAACGUCCCUCCCAUGAGGAGAGCUGUGCCGUGUGCCCACAACUCCUGUUCCAUAGGUUGUAUUCCAUUUUAUAUAUUUGUACAUCUCAGGGGACCUAAUUAAGGGCGGGCGCCAAAUACGGAAAGCAGAUUGGAGAGCUGAAAGGCGACUAGCUGGGUAAAGAUGACAAA